UGGGAAUCCACCCAUGCGAUGACGUCACGGGGCUCUGACAAGCUGGUGGUGCCGGAAGAAAAGAUGGCGGAUCAUGAGGAGCAGCUAUCCGACGAGGAAAAGGUACGCAUAGCAGCUAACUUCGUCAUCCACGCCCCACCAGGAGAGUUCAACGAAGUUUUCAACGAUGUGCGAUUGCUGCUCAACAAUGAUAAUCUUCUCAGGGAAGGUGCAGCGCAUGCAUUUGCACAGUACAACCUGGACCAGUUUACCCCGGUGAAAAUCGAGGGCUACGAAGAACAGGUCUUAAUCACAGAGCAUGGUGACCUUGGGAAUGGCCGGGUCCUGGACCCCAAGAACAAGAUCUCCUUCAAGUUCGACCAUCUGAGGAAGGAGGCCAGCGACCCACGGCCUCAUGACGUCGACAGCUCCCUGGAGGGCUGGAGGAGCGCUGUGGACUCAGCCGUCAGGGCCUACGUCAAGGAGCACUAUCCCAGUGGAGUCUGCACCAUUUAUGGGAAAACCAUCGAUGGACAUCAAACCAUCAUCGUGUGCAUCGAGUGCCAUCAGUUUCAACCAAAAAACUUCUGGAAUGGACGCUGGAGGUCAGAAUGGAAAUUUACCAUCUCCCCCUCCACCACUCAAGUGGCAGGAAUUAUGAAAAUCCAGGUUCAUUACUAUGAGGAUGGAAAUGUUCAGCUGGUGAGCCACAAAGAGGUCCAGGAGUCCAUGUCAAUUUCUAAUGAGGCUUCAACCGCCAAGGAGUUUGUUAAGAUCAUGGAGGCUGCAGAGAACGACUAUCAGACGGCCAUCAAUGAGAAUUAUCAGACCAUGUCGGACACUACCUUCAAAGCCUUACGCCGCCAGCUUCCUGUGACACGCACCAAGAUCGACUGGAACAAGAUCCUGAGCUACAAGAUUGGCAAGGAGAUGCAGAACGCUUAAAAACAAUGGAGAAGAUAACAAACAACCCACCCCACCCCCUCCCCUCCCAAACAACGUUGCAUGACUGGAUAGUUGUAUUGUCUUUGUACAAAAAUUA
Molecule: messenger RNA, 1021 nt
Organism: Toxotes jaculatrix (banded archerfish)
Lineage: Eukaryota; Metazoa; Chordata; Actinopteri; Toxotidae
Product: F-actin-capping protein subunit alpha-2
Exons: 10
Coding region: 19-924 (301 amino acids)
Biological process (GO): barbed-end actin filament capping; actin cytoskeleton organization
Cellular component (GO): F-actin capping protein complex; actin cortical patch
Molecular function (GO): actin filament binding
Source: RefSeq, a predicted model, not a curated record